This is a messenger RNA of Photinus pyralis (common eastern firefly), 3431 nucleotides long. RefSeq names its product thyroid receptor-interacting protein 11-like. The record is from RefSeq and is a predicted model, not a curated record. Gene Ontology annotation, cellular component: Golgi apparatus. Gene Ontology annotation, biological process: Golgi organization; endoplasmic reticulum to Golgi vesicle-mediated transport. Gene Ontology annotation, molecular function: small GTPase binding. Lineage: Eukaryota; Metazoa; Arthropoda; Insecta; Coleoptera; Lampyridae. The coding region runs from base 127 to 3309 and encodes 1060 amino acids. The transcript is spliced from 5 exons.
CACUGCGCCGUAGUAAAAACAUUUAGGUGUUGUGUUGGCAUACAAAAUUUCAGUGCAAAAAAAAUAAUGAAUUCCUGCAAAAAUCGCGAAAAAUACUAAUCGAUUUUGUUCCCGUAACGUGCGAAAAUGUCCUGGCUAAACUUCAACGAAAGUUUGAAUACGAUAAAGGGGCAACUCACGAAUUUGGCGAGUGGCGUUUUGGCCGAAGGCAUCGUCGGCAAUUCAGAGAACGAUCCGAGGAAAGACUUCGAAAUUAACGACUGCAACGUGAGGCAAAACGCGGCACAGAAUGAAAACCACUGGUCUUGGGACGCUUCCAGCAACGAAUCGACCAGUAAACGCGACACCACCCUCGUCCAGGAUCUGCGCAACAAAGUUGAUCUUCUCGAAAAUGAGAAAAAGGAGCUGGUCCAUAGUCUGGAGCAGCUCGACGUUGAUCAUCAGCAGACCACGGCGGAAUUGGUCGCGCUAAGGGAUAACCUUCAGAAGAGGCACGACGAGCUGUCGGCGGAUUUCGAGAGGUUAAAAAGGGAAUACGGGGAGGUGCUGACGGAAAAUAUGGAAAAAACUAAGCAAAUCGAGCUGAUAAGGAACGGCGAAGCCAGGGAGGGCGAUUUGGACUCGGCAAAGCUUCAAGCUGAGUGUCACACGAUUAGGGAGAGUUACCGUAAGGUCGAGAAGGAGAACGAGGAGUUACUGGCGAAGUUGAGCGGCACCACCCGAAUUUCUCGCGAGACAGAUCGGAGGACGUGGGAAAAAUUUAAAGGGGAGAAAAACGCCAUACGGAGCAUGCUGGCGAAGGUGAAGGAAGACUUCUUGUCACUUACCGAAGAUGUUCGCGGUAUUUCCGAGGUGCAGCGAUCGUUGCAAAGAUUUCAACGUUGCCAAAAUGUCGAAAAUUCGAAAAGGCACGUCAAAUAUCUGGGAAUAAUCACAGAGUGUUUGGAAAAGUACACCAGCGUCGAUCCGGCGUCCGCGCUUUCUUCAAUUAUCACCGGCGAAGAUCCGCAAAUCGUCGAGUUCGCUAACGAGGUCGAAAAUCUCCUAAAGCUCCUCAUUGACUUCAAAUCGAAAACCGAGUCCCUCGAGGAGGAGAUUUGCGGAAUUACUAGGGAGAAAUCGAAGGUGGUCAACGAGAAAAAUUUCGAAAUCGAAAAGCUUCUCCAAAACUCCGAGAUACUCAGUCAGGAGGUGAUCGCGAAGACGCAAGCGCUUAAGGACUACGAGACCGAGUGCAACGAGCUUAUGAAGAACAAUGACUUGCUCAUUCUCGAGCUGGAGAACUUCAAAAACAGCCGGCUGCAGACCAUUUCCGAAACGAACGAGGAAAACAUGCUACUGAUGGAAUCGCAGCUUGAGAACGCGAACAAGAAGAUCGAAGACAUGGAGUUGAUUAUAACCGAUUUGGAGACCUCCAAGCAGGAGACCAAUGAGGAGGUGCAAACGGAACUCGACUACAUUAAGCGCCAACUGAAUAUCACCGGGCAGGAGCUUAGCGAAACUAAGACCGACCACCAAGAGUUAAAGAUCCAGUGUAGCCGUUUGGAAGAAGAAAAACAGUCUCUGAAGCAAGCUUUGGACAAGGCGAGGGUGGAUUACGAAAACAUGGAGUACAAGUGUAAUGAGGCGUUCGUCGCCUUGGAAAGUGUGAGGGAAGAAAAUGAAGAAUUGAAACGAAGCACUGGCGAAGAUAAGGUCGAACAGUUUGAAGCCGUGGUGAGCGAGCAACGCGAUCGGUUGUCAGCACUGGAAGAGCUUACCAAGGAGCAGGCGAACGAAAUUCAAAGUUACACGGAGCGUUUGCAAAGAGCCAAAAUAACCGAAACCGGCGCGAAACUGCAAAUCGACACCAUGGGGAAGGAGCUCCAAAGCUCGCAGGAGGCCAGGCGGAUGCUCGAGGAGAAGCUCGACCAUUUACAGCGGGAGUACACUGCCGCCGUGGAGGAGCGGUCGACGCGCGAAGAGCUGCAGAACCACGUCGCGCUUUUGGAAUCGCAGCUCGAACAAUCGUCAGCGGCGCGCAACGAACUCGCCCAGUUGCUCACGCAGAAGCACGACGAAAACGUGCGAUAUCACGCGGAGAUCGAACGGCUCGCCUCCGAAACCGGACCGGAGCUCAUCGCCAACAAAGAUCGCGAAAUCGAAAAGUUAACGGACCAAAACAAUUUCCUGCGGGAGAAGUGCGAGGUCAUGGCCCAAAAUCUCCUCCAGGAGCAGGCGAACGUGAAAAAAAUCGUCGGCGAGCAAUCGUCCGCGUCGGCGCUCACUAAGGAGCUCGAACGAUUGCGCAUGCACCUCGUCGAAGUUGAGGAGAUGUACACCCAGGAGCUGGUGCAGGCCGAACAGAAGAACAAGGAGAUGCAGGCGAAGGUCAACGAGAUCGAGGCGCGCGAGAAGAAUUCGAAUUACGUCUACACGUCGGCGAAUAUUCGCGCCAACCAGCAGGUGGAGACGCUGCAAACGCAGCUGCAGCUCGUCGGCAAUCAGCGAGACGAGCUGAGGGUAAAAAUUUCAGAUAUCGAGGAUGAGAACAACAGGCACGUUGCCGCAUUGACGAACCUGCAGCUUGUCUUGGAGCAAUUUCAGAAAGAGAAGGAGAAAGACGUCUUCAACGAGACGGAAAGAAUUCGUCGGCAAAUAGUGCUGGAACAAAGGGUCCAAGACGCGCUGCGGGAAGAAAACGGCAAUCUAAGGGCGCAACUCGACGAGAGCAAGCAGGGCCUGCAGGCCGCCGCGCGUCUCACCGACCAACUGGAAAAAUCUAAAAAACACAUAAACGCCCUGAAGGAGGAAGUGGCGAAGCUCCAGGAGAAAUUGCAAGUGAGAGAUAGCAGCUACAGGGAGCUUCACGCUCAGGCCGACACCAAGAUCGAUAAGAGCUUGAUCAAGAAUCUAAUCAUAGGUUAUGUCUCGUCGAGCGCAAACGAUCAAAAGCAGAUCUUAAAAAUCAUCGCGACCGUCCUAGACUUUAACAAGAAGGAGAACGAGAAAGUCUUGCUGAGUAAACAGCAACAUUCCGGCUGGUUGGCCUCGAUUUUGAGCUCGAACGCGGCGGCUAACGACCAGAACCAGCAGUCGCUGUCCGCCGCGUUCGUCAGAUUUUUAGAGGACGAAUCGCGGCCGAAGGUUCUACCUAAUCUACUGGCGUCCAACCGCUCGGAGGCGAGCGGCAGCAGCGCGUCGAGCACGCCGCCUCCUAGCCAGUCGCCACUAAUUUUAAGCGAAGUGGUGUUGCCGACGUUUGUCGAUUUCGCCAAGAGCAGAAACUCGAGCGCGAUACUGAAGGACGUCCUUAAGGAUAAUACAUAAGGGGGCGUUCCCGUCCGGUUUGCCAAGACGAUUGUUAUUUUUUAUACAAAAGUUUUAAUAAUAUAAUUUAUUGUUGUAAAAAAGUAUUAAUGUAUAUAUGGAAAUAAAUAUUUUACAAUGUU